CUCGUGUUGGCAGCGCGCAGUCCCAGGCCAACAUCCCUAGAAUAAAACGAUCACGCGCUCCUGAUACAUUAGGUCACAGUCCAUAUGGCCGUGACUGUUCGUUCUCUCCUUGUCCCGAACCGUCACACGUCAAUCUCAUCCGCUCUCGCCUGCCUGUAAGCAUAUGGCCAGCCACGUUCCGGCGCUCAAGGCUCCCUCGAAAUCGACCUCCAACGCGUUUUGGCAGUGGACAUAUACCCCCCAGGCCACGGCGCCUUGCUUCGUGCGGGACGUAUUCGAGAUGAAGGACAGCGGAAUCAGAGAUGCCGACUUCUACUGGCUCGGAAGGGUCCCAUGUCGUACCGUGAAAUUAUUGGGACUUCUGGUGGGCGUAAAAGUGAAGGAGCAGCAGAUCGUCUAUGACUUGGACGACGGAACGGGCGCCAUAGAAUGCCUGCACAAACCAGGGAAGGGGAAAUCGAAGUCAUCGAAACCGGAAGCUCUCAUCUUACGACCGUUCGCUCCUGUGGGCGCUUCAGUGGUUAUUCAAGGAAGAAUAACAGUGUGGAGUGAGACGCGCAGAAUUAUCAUCGACUCGAUUUCCGCCCAGCUCGAUGCCCCUCUGCGAACGACGAGCCUGCCCAUUGGAUCGCAGUACGCAAGCUACAUGAAACAUACUAUGAUUUGAAAGAACCGUUCGUCAUCCCCGAAAGGCAGCAUUCGCAACCACCCCAAACCCCUUCAACGAGCAAACUACCCAACACCCCAUCCACCAACCGCAGCUACGCCAGCAGUCCGACAAAAUCAUCCUCCCAGUCCUCACCUCACAGACUCCGACAUCCAUCACGCCUUCACACCAUCGACUUGACGGAGAAUUCCUUCCGGAUCUAUCUCAAACAUUACAUGGACAACGCCGAUGUCUUGGUUCCGCGCGUUUUGGACCCACCUUCGACGCCAACGAAAACGUCACGGAACCGGAUCCCGCUGGAGGACAAAACACCUCGUCCGAAUGACAUGACUCCGCGGCGGAUAAUUCCCCUGGAUUUCUCAUGCGCCUUGCCAGUCGCGCCGGUGGUUCAAGGGUUCACGCUAUCUUAUCUACGGCGCGUUCCAGAGCUGCGAUUGAUGGCAAAACGAGUCGUCAAAGCGGAGGCCAAGCGUCGAGCACGGGAAGCGAAGAAGAGAGCACGCGAGAAGGGGAAGGUGCCGCCCCCGGCUGGAAUGGCGCCCAAAGAUCAACAGAAACUUCAUCCGCGAAUGAAGCGACUCUUUCUGUGGGCUAUCCGACAACUGGUGAACGACGGCGACAUUGCCUCCUGGCAAGGGCCCACACGGCCAUGUCCUGACUUGGACGUGAUCGCAAGUCAGGCAGACACGAGCGGCCUUUGGAAAAUGAGCAGCAGUCAUUCGACGGUCGGGGUCAACAGCACGAUGUUCUCAAACGCGAGCGUCACGGAAGAUGACGAAGAUGAGGGCGUGCUCUCUGAUCCCAUGUCUGAUGAAGAGGGCUUCGUGGCGAUGACGACCGCGUUUGUCUCCGACGCGGCAGAAAAAGCUAUCCGCACUUUACUCGCCAGAGCAGCAACACGACGCCCCAGGGCCACCGGACGUGGUCUGGCUCCUGUGUUGGGUCCGACGACACCCGAAAUCUUCCAGUUUUUGAAGAACAAGGAGGAAACAUGGAGGACCCUGACGCAAUAUACCCUGGACGAGAGCCUAGCGUUUCUGAAGGAUGAGGGCCGUGCAUGGAACAUUGGAGGUCGCUGGGAACUGAGUGUCUAAGCUGUCGGAACUGAUAACAGUGCUGGUUUUACGAGCAAAUUACUAUACUCGACACUACACACAUCGCAUUCGAUCACAUGAUCAUGCCUGUGGAGGUUCGCUGCAGUUCAACUUGCAUAGGAAGCUCACAGCAAGCCAUAAGCUGGCUAGCCGAUCCAUCUCACGGCUGACCUUCUUGCAUUCUUGCAUUCCCAUCGAAAACGCCACGAAUGGAGCUUUUGUCUGACUUCGGGCCGUUUGACCCCAAGUUGGCGUUUACAGUCAUUGUGCUAUCACGAAAGCUCUUUGGAGCUUUAGCCUGAAGGCGCACUUCGGAUCGAUUUCCAUUGCGUUUGUCGAAAGCUCCACUUACAUACAUACACAUGCAUUGGAUUAUCACGGUUUAGCGGCGAGUGACACUGCCGGUUCCUCCAAUCUCGUUUCGGGCCGUGAGAACAGAUCUGAUUCUUGUUUGGACUCAGGUCCACCACACCUUCCCAGUCCUGUGUCACGAAUGCUAUAGACCGUCUCCGCUCGGUCUUCCUGCUGCUGUUUGGUCUUCCAGUAGCUGUAAGAGUGCGGACAGGGAUAGUUGCUCUGCACGUCCCGGAAGGACAGUCGGAGCCAUCACCACGCACAUCCCACGAGGCGCUGCACACCGCGACUACACUUCGCUUUGGCCAGUCGAGACAGCAACUCGUCACCAUUACGGCCCGUCGCUUGGGAUUGCCUCACAGCUCCUCGUAUAAAAGCUUCGAAGCUUAAUUCCGCCUCCGCUAGUACCAGUGACGUCGACCCGCACCACGAACCCACUCUCCCUCCCCCAUGAUGUCUGUCCAAGUAAUGCCCCCGUGGCACGCCCACGUCCCGCGAUCACGACCCCACUGGUAUGAACCGCCGCCAGUGACCGAAUUCAGCGCGUUGGCAGCGCCGCCGCUCCCAGUCGUGCCGCCACUCCCACAGGACGGUUGGCCUGAAACGACCUCGUUUUCUGCGCUGGCAGCGCCUGUGGUCCCACAGUACCACCACCCACCACCACAACAUCACCGACCCAGCCCAGUGCAGGCACCUGCUCAGUUACUCCUCUCCCCACCGGGGCCAGUGAUUCCCUCAAAGAACAUGUGCCCACUCGAUCGAGAAAAGAUGAUCCACAUUCUCAACCGAUUCUCUGAGAUCAUUGCCGGCCGGUUUGGCGUGCAGCGUCAAGUGAGGCUGGUCAUACACGGUGGCUCAGUCAUGCUCCUCAACCAAGAGCUGCACGAUUUGGCCGCACAAACCGCCCGCUUUGGGGUACCUGCCAAGCAGCGAACGACGACGCGAGAUAUUGACUACAUUGCGCGCUCGUUUGCGCUGGAGUGGCAGCAGCGCUACAACAUCCCCAACGCGAACGAGAUGCUGAAGAUGUGCAUUUGUGAUGUGGCGAGUGAGUUUGGGCUGGGUGCCGAUUGGAUGAAUAGUGAUCCGGAUGUGGCUUUGCCUUGGAGUACAGAUCCCAGGACUGGCGGUCCAACUGACCCGAUUUAUCAAGCUGCUCUGAACUUUGAAGACAGCUUGACCGUGUAUUUGUCUCCGAACAAGUUACUCAAGCUCGUCAGUGUAACACCCAUAUGGUCGAUCGCUCUGAAGCUGGUCCGCUUCAACGCAGCAGAUCGCGAAGAUGUCUGCAUACUCCUCCGCAGCGGCACCCUCUCCGUAGCACGACACCACUGGACUACGCAUAAAUUGGAGAUGUUUUUGUUGGGCAGCUGCUAUGCGAUGGACUACUACCACUAUGAUCCUCAUCGCGUCCAGGAGUUGCGUCGGCGUAUGGAGGAGGUGGUGCAAGAGGCGAACAAGUGGGAUCCUGAGACCCCUCCGAGCUCAUCCCUAAAUGUGCGCGUUGAUCCUCAAGUCCCGUUGUAUCGGGUGUACCAGCCAAAUCCACCUACACCUCCUUUCAUCCCACCGACGCCGGAGAUGUAUGACACGGACCGAGAGCAGAGGAGAGCGAGGAGGAAAGAGAAGAAAGCCAGGAAACUCGCGGCGAUCACCAACCAAAUCCGCACCAAACCAUCGAUCUAUGCGGAGCCAUCCAGCGCUCCCCCACCGAAACAAUCUAAACGGGAGCGAGUGAAGUCUUGGCUCUCAUUCACACGUCAAUCCCCACCGCACUCGGAAUCGGACGACGAGUACGACUCGCAGUCUGAACCGGACUCGGACACGGACGAUGACAAUGCGGAGCGACGGGCCAAGUGGCGGGACCACAAAGCUUAUGCGGGGUCCAUUCCCGCGGGAUUCGUUAUGCAUGCGGUCACGGAAGCUCAGAUGGACAUUGCGGAUUUCAUGUCUGCUGGAAUGGUAUCAUUUGGCAGAGAUUCUGUGACGGACGUGCCUGAUGGUGCUACAGCCGUGGCCCCGGCUCCAGAGCCUUGGGCCCGACAUUCUUUUAUGGCUGAGAGAGUUCGUCAGGGAACUCCGCAUCCCGGCUCAUGGACGUAAAGAAACAGACGGAAAUUAUAAUACGAAGAUGGAAGGAAAGAAACCGGUUGUUUUUCUCUCUUUUCGGUCAUAUGUGUGUAAUAUGUUGUUCCUACCUGCUUGGCAUUGGCACCUGUACUGAUAACUCACGCUAACUGUAAUUUAUGUAGCCCAUUCGUGUAUCCUGUACUUUUCCUAUACCGAUUUUUGUAGACUUGCAGUUCGUGCGCUCAGAUGUGCUCGAUCAGAUCCAGCGUUUUCAGCGUCCGACACUUCUACAGCGUCUCGGAGUCGUAGCUUUGGUAUUCACAGCAUACAAACAUAUGACUGGACCCGCAGUCACUGCUGUUCCAGGAAACAUUUUCUUCUAGAAUCAUCACAGGAAGAAUACAACAGUGUUACACCAAUACAACAAUCCUCUGCAAAAACGACAUCAGCUAACGCCCCUCCGGUCCGUCCGAGCAGCGCUUACAGAGAUUCAGUCCCACAAAGGGAUCCGGGCGGGGCAGCGAGGCCACGUCUACAGCCGUGAGCGGGAAACGCAGACUGGACAUGUCGCGCGUCAGGAUGAGCGUCCCCAACGCGACAACGACGUUGACAGCCGCGACGCCGAGCAGCGCCCGCUCGAACCAGAUUUCAGAGCUGCGGGUUUGCUGUUUCUCAUUCGCCUGCGCGGGGAACGUGGACAGGGAUGGGGAUGGUGUUGGGGAUUCCGGAUCGACGAUGAGGGUCUCUCUCUCCUCUUCGUCCUGGGUUAUAGCUUGAUACGGGGUCUUGGUGGGCCAGAAAGGCAGCGUGAGCGGCAUGGCGGCGAAGACGGAGGUGGGGGAUGGUAUCCGCUGAAUGACUAACAGUGCUACUUGUCACACAGAUCCCAGCAGCUAUAAGUAGAUGUGGGCAGUGCUAGAGUACUAGUCGGCGGGGAGGUUCCAUUUUCAGAUAAGAUGCCGGCCUGAAUUGGUACUCAUCUUGAUGAACGCAGAGUUCGAAAGAAGGAGCAGAUGAGUCGCAGGUAGAUACGGCUGUACAAUUGCUCUAGAUUCCCCGUUCACACCGCAGAGGGGCGAUUACGGUAGGACAAGGGCGAAAAAUGAGCCGACUUGGACUGAACGACCAACGAGCGAACUGAGAUGGAAAUCGAUGCUGUGUUGAUGGAGCGAUGACGGCGCCCCGAACGACGGAUCAUGCCUGCUCACUCUUCCGACUUCGUUCCCCUGCUCCACGCGUUGUUCAUCUGCAACUCUUGCUCAUCCAGGAACUGGGAUCGACUUGCCAAUCAUCCGCACCACAUGCACUGCCCAUUCGAGGUCCAUCGGAGUGCGAUGACCAAGAAAUACGAUCCCAAUGAAUCACGGCCUGUUUCAACGCGCGCGUUCUCUUCCCAGGCCAUGCUUCUCGUGAUAUGGCACGGCGAACCCCGAGACCUUUCCCUCUUAACAGGACCCGAGUAAGCUCUUGCUCCCCGUCCCUGGUCGCCAACGCCACCGCACCCACCACCCUUUGACCCGAUCUACUUACCAUGUCGGCCCAGAAGCGCUACACCACGACCGGCAUGUCCGACGAGGAGCUCGCGGUCCUCACCGUCGCCGAAAACUUCCUCCACGGCAUCGGGUCGCGCGACAAGGAGCUCAUGCUCGCGCAGAUCCUCCCCGCCGGCGGCGCGGUGCUCAUGCGCGACGGGUCGCCGCUGUACACCACAAUGCAGGGCGUCGUUGACCGCAUCCCGUUCGACUUCCCUCAGGAGGUGGCUGAGAUCAUCUCGGACCAGCCCACGAUCAAGGUCUACCGGAACAUCGCCAUGGCCUGGACUCCCUACGAGUUCUGGAUCGGUGGCCAGGUCCACCAUGUCGGGGUGAAUAUCUGGAGUUUUGCGAAGAUGGAGGGCAAGUGGCUUGUCAGCUCCGUUGCGGACACUAGCUACCCCCCAGAGUGAAGAACUUCAAAAUGAAAUGGACGAUGUAUCAAUACAAACUCUGUUUGUCAGCGUGUUGUAGGGUAUCUCAGAUACGGCACGUCGCUGAAUCUGUAACUGAGCCAUCCAUUACGAUUAUACUUGUACACUUUGAAUCAUUUAUAUCGUCAAUCGUAUCCUCCGCUGUCUGCAGACUGAACCCGCGCGUGUCAGUCAGGAUGAAUACCGUCCGCAAAGCGGUGGCACUCACCGGUCUUCAUGGAUUGGAUGGCGGUCGGCGUAAACUGCAUGGGCGUCUGCUUGCCGGGCGGGAUCGCGCCUUUGAUGGUAACAGCCUUGAGUGACGAAGCGACUGUGGACGAAAAUAGCGUCUCUGAGAGAUCGAGGAGCUGCGCAGGGAAGAUCCGAUACGUCAGCAUCUGCACUGUAGGCGGGAUGUGCUGGACGGAGCGAGGCGAGAGCAUCUGGGACCAUGUGUCGAUGUGCUUCAGCCGCGUGAACUGUGGCAGAACGGUUUCGAGAUGCACUGGGCCAUUGGACGUUCGGUCAGACCGGGAAGUAGAUACCCAGUGGAGCGUUGGACUCACGCUCGGUUUCAGACAGCGCGCAGAGUGUUUCAAGGGUCGGCGCCCAGAGCGAGAGUCCAUCCUUCAGAUCCAGAGGCAUCGCACCGUGGGGCUCGACCCAGAGCACGGCCAGACACGGCGUCAGGGUCGCGAAGUCAGGGAAACUAAACUGAGUGGCAGGAUUGAAAUCAUCCAGAAGUUUGGCCAUCUUCAGUGUUUUACAUGGGAUCCUGGACGGCGACUUCGCCUUGGCCUUGGACGAUGCAUUGCCGGACUCAGACGCUGGCAGCAGCGCGUCCUUCAGAACGAGCUUCUCUAGCUUUGGCCAGGACGAGAGCAUAUCCAGCAGCUGCGACGGCGUGAACAUGCCCGCCCCUUCGCUGAUAUUCAGCGCCUCAAGUGAGAAACGCGAACCGAUCGCGGCACGGUAGCUGUCGACGUCGUUCGGCGCGUAUCCGAGCACCGUCAGGCUCUGCAGAUUCGGGCACGCCGCAACGAUGCGGAUGUGGUCCCGCGUCUCGUGCGGGUCCUGCGCGCUCAGCUCAGUGUCCAGCACGAGCUCCGUCACGAGCGCUGCGAGGGCGCCGUUCGCUUCGAGGGUCUUGCGCAGGGGCCGCGAGAUCCACUGCCCCUUGACUGAGAUGGACGUGUACAUCCGCCGCGCGGCUAGUGUGUGCCAGUGCUUGUUGAUGCGGAGCAGCGGGACGAGCCUUUUGUGCGGGGCGAGUUUCUUGGGGGCCAGGAUGUCGAAGAUGCGGUCUGCAAUCGAGGCCUCGAGGGCGCCG
Messenger RNA from Mycena citricolor, 7460 nucleotides. NCBI's taxonomy places the organism in Eukaryota, Fungi, Basidiomycota, Agaricomycetes, Agaricales, Mycenaceae. The record is from the annotation of a GenBank genome assembly.